Lipotes vexillifer (Yangtze River dolphin) is the source of this 1674-nucleotide messenger RNA. RefSeq names its product pleckstrin homology and RhoGEF domain containing G7 (gene PLEKHG7). Gene Ontology annotation, molecular function: guanyl-nucleotide exchange factor activity. NCBI's taxonomy places the organism in Eukaryota, Metazoa, Chordata, Mammalia, Artiodactyla, Lipotidae. The record is from RefSeq and is a predicted model, not a curated record. Gene Ontology annotation, biological process: Rho protein signal transduction.
AUGGGUUCCAUUUGUUCACUCCACAUUCAUGAAGUGUCAGCUCUGUGCCAGACCUUGGACACCCACACCGUGGACCUUCGGAUCUUCAGCAGAAGACAGAAAAAGGAGAAAUUCUGGUACCAGAAAGGAGACAAGAUUAUUCCAGCAACCAUGGGACUAGUUCCUUCAGAUCUGACCGGCCUGGGGCAGUGCAGCUCAGGAUCACAGGUGUACUUUCAGGUAUCAAGCCGUAUUCAUGACAACAAGAAGGGCAAAAGAUUCUACGAGCACAGGAGGAGUUCUGUGGUGCUCAAUUUAUCUGGACUUGAGGUGUUUCCCGGGGACCUUCUGGUGUCAGAUGGAGCUGCCGAUUACCUGUGCCACCCGCUUCUGCUGAAUUCAGGACCUGGAACAGGUACACCAGUGACGGUCACCAUCCUGGAGCAGAAUGCCCUCUCUGGGCUGGUGGGCAGCGUCGCUGUCAUUGCUGGCAAAGACAAGCGCAAGCACAUAUCUGAUCUGAAAGACUGCCUCUCCUCUUUGAAGAUUACAGACUUCAGGGACUAUGAGUUCCACAGACUGAAGUUCAUGAAUAUAUUAAAAUACCUACAGACUCAUGAAUAUCUCCUGGAUGUGGAUUUAUGGAGACUUUUUGCAAACCUGGAGGAUUUAAGUCAGACAAGCUUUGGUUUUGUGAACAGUCUUUUCCACAUCUUCAAGGACUAUGUCGACACUUCUGAGACUUUACCAUCGUUGGAUUUCAUUUCUGUGCUCACAAAGUAUUUCCAAGGAAGCCUGUGUCAGAGCCACCAGACCUACUGCCUGAAUUACUCAGCUGCUGUCUUUUAUCUUGAGAGUCUGAAACAGAGAGGGGACUUCAGAAUUUAUUUAAAAUGGUGUGAGGACAAUGAACAGUGCAGACGCCUUCACCUGCCUGAGCUCCUAGUGGCCCCACUACACAGGCUGACUCGAUACCCCUUGUUGCUGAAGAACAUCUGGAAAAGGAGUACAGACUCUACGGAGAAAAUCAUGAUCUACUCCAUCAAGGAAAAGGUGGAAAAGUCAAUUUGGGAUCUUGAAGGAAAAGUGAAGUGGCUUGACAAUUUUCAAAAAUGCAGACAUCUACAGGAGAUUAUAGUGUGGCCUCCACUUUGGGAUAGAGAUAAAGGGUUUUUCAUUCCAGAGUGCCUGAAACACGUUUUUAAAGAACACAUGGCAGAAAACAUCCUGUCAGCAACCAACAGACACCUUCUCUAUGAAGGAAAAUUAACUCUUGCAGAAAGCACAAGAUUCCUAGAUGUUUAUCUGUUUCUCUUUGAUGAUUUCCUCUUAGUUACAAAAACUAAGCGCAACAAAAAGAAACUUGGAGGCUCAGACCCUGGUUUAAUGUGCCCUUCACUUAUUCCUGAGCUACAAACAGUAAUCAAAGAAGGUGGUUCAUGUAUGGUACUCGAUCAGCCCAUUCCACUAGUGGUUGUCAGAGGUCUUGAUCCACUCCACAUGUCAGUCUUUGGGCUGAGAAAUUCUUUCCUCAUACAACAUGAAAACAGCUAUCAACAGUGUAUAGCAGCAUUCUUAUUACAAGCCCAAACAGAAAACAUCAAGAAAACAUGGAUUGCACAAUUAACAGCAGCAAUCUCUUGCUUCACCAAGAGUCAGGAAACCACUUUGCCUGCAGAAUCCUCGGAAAUUUAG